This is a messenger RNA of Rosa chinensis, 2261 nucleotides long. RefSeq lists its product as uncharacterized. The transcript is spliced from 3 exons. Lineage: Eukaryota; Viridiplantae; Streptophyta; Magnoliopsida; Rosales; Rosaceae. The coding region runs from base 174 to 1451 and encodes 425 amino acids. The record is from RefSeq and is a predicted model, not a curated record.
UGGGCUGGGCUUGACGGGUCUCAAAACGCAUCAUUUGGCCCGGGCCGGAAAAUUGAAAUUGCAAUGAACUCAAACACAAGAAAAGAACAUAGAAGAAAGCGAGCGGAGCAUCAAUCUUUGCCGCUCUCUCUGUCUCAACUUUGAAAUCCAAACACUCUCUCUGGCUCUCUCAAAUGGAGUCCAUACAAGGUUUCACGAAAUCGACCCAAGAGUUUUUCGACAACCUCAUCCACCGCCGUGCAAAUUGCCGGAAUCCGAUUGAAAUACUGAAGCGAUUGCAAAGAGAGACGUUUUCAGAUUUGAUGAGACUGAGGGACAGGCAAGACCAAGUUGAGAGAAUGGUGUCCUUGUUUGGGCCUUCUAAAGGAAGCCCAUUUCAAGGAGGCAACACCCCUUUAAAGGUAGAAGCUGAUUUCUUGGGGGGUUUGUUAUGGAAGCAUAAUAAUAAUGAUGAUGAUGAUGAUGGGGGUCAUCAAUACCCUGAUGCUCUUAGUAGAGCUGGGAUUAGAACUGGGUUUGAUUCUAGGUUGAGUAUUGAAAUAUCUCCCUCACCGCAUGAUGCUCUUUUGACUGAGUUUGUGGCCGGUCAGAAGUACAGGAAUGAUGGUUUUGAUGUUUCAGAAUGUCAGGUUUCUCUAGCUAAAGUGUCUUAUAUGGCAAAUGUGAGCAAUUGGUUGUCCGCCAUUGCAAUUCCAGUGGGAGCUCGGUGCAGGGACUUCGCGGUUGUUACGAGUCCUUCCCAUCAGGGAAAGGGCCUAACUGAUCGAUCAUCAUUCGGACCACCUCUUCUAAAUGAGUAUAAUGGCAGUGCAAUUGGCAUAAUGGUGAAAAAUGCAAAUGUGGUUGUUGCUUCAUUGGCUCAGUCUGUUUCGGGACUGGGAGUGCCAGUACGUUCUGGUAGAGUUGGGCACUGCUUGAGCACUUUUGGUCAAAUUGUCUGCCAACUUCCCGGAAACACCAAACUCUCGCUUCUUGGUCUUCACCAAAUGCCUAAAUCGUCAGGUGAACAUGUCAAUCACGGAGCUCUUUCCGUCCCAUCAGGCAGUUUAGAACACCAUACGUCUCCUCCAACAAUGGCUGAAGCAUCUGCUCCACCCCCAAGAACAAACUCACAAGGAAACACGUCAGCAACUGGAUCCAUUGCUGUGAUGUUCGAAUCUGAAAUUGACGAGACCACAAAGAUUGGGAGUUGGGUUGAGAUGAAGAAAUUGAAUCCCAGGCAUUUAGAAUGGGCCGUUUCUGUGUCCGAUGACUCUAAAGAUUCAGUUGGAUGGGGAAUAAGUUUAAAUGGGAUGGUUGGGGGUCCCAAUAGCUGUGACCAUUUUCAGAUGGAAUCCUACUUGAAAUUUAACUUAAGUGAGAGAUUCAGUGUAAAGCCUGGUAUUGUACAUAUAAUCGAUGGCAAUGCCAAAAUGACUGCCCUUAUGCUUAGGUCUAAUUGGUCUCUCUGAUUGCCAACAAAUGAUGAGAGUUCCACUGAGCCGGGCUCCAUUUUUAGUAAAGUUAGUGUACCGAGUUCGCCCCAUAACUAGUUUUUAUAUUUUCUUGGUCUCUAUGUUUAUCUUUUUUUCUCUGCAGGGCAUUAAUCCUAAUGGAUCCUCUUCAAAGCACAUAUCUGCUCUACCAUAAAUGGAGGCUCUUCUUUUUGGGUCAAAAGCUUCAACUGCUUCACCAAAAAUUUGCAUUGCCAUAAAUGUUGUAAAAUAAACUUAAUUCAUAUAAAAAGCAUCUAGAAUGUGAUUAUAGUAAAAUGCCAAAAUCAAAUAAGAAAAUUAAAAAAAGGAGAUGAGUUGGGGGCAUCUCAAGUUUGCAGCUCACCAAUUUUUAUCAGGUAACCCUUAUGUUUUAGCAAUUGAAGCAUUAGCAUCUAUUCAUGGAUUAAAGCUUUGUUUGAGAGAAGGCUACAAAAAUGUGGAGUUGGAGAGUGAUGCGUCUAAUGUCAUCCAAGCUUUGAACAAAACAGGAUUGGAUUUAAGUGUUGAAGGAGCCAUUUUUUGAUGAGAUUCUUAUGUUGAUGCCAGAAUUUGAAGCUUUGAAGUAGAGGACAGUACAUCGUGGUUGCAACCAGGCUGCUCAUCCUUUGGCAAGGUACUAAGUGACAAGGGACAACUAGAACGAGGUUUUGGAAGGAAGCUGGACUACCUUGGUUGGAGGAAGUCCUAAAUAAUGAAAUUUGUGAUGUACAGGAGGUGGUACUCUUUUUUACUUGCUCUGAUCAAGCAAGAUUAUUUACGAGGCCAUAUUAACCUCAAUGAUUGUAA